AAAUAAUGGACCCACGGUGCAAAAAGCCUCGCGAUUUUGUAGCAACCUAUAAAAAUUUAACCGAGGAAAUUCAUAAGAGAAACCGCUUACGUAUAAAAUGGUUUCAGAAGUAUGAAUGGUUAUUAGAUGAACACAAGAAAUUACAGAAAGAAUUAGAGAAAUUGUGCGAAGAAAAGCAAACGGUUAUUGCCACGGAAACGUUCGAGCGAAAAGAGGGAAAAACUUGUUUGCCAGCUCCGAUUACUACUAGCGGCGAGUACGGUUGGCUCGCAUCGAAACCAAAAUUUCAAUUGGAAAUAUAUGGAGCUUAUAGACCGCAAUAUCCCGAUCCUCUUAAAGAAAUAACGCCAUUAUUUGGAAAUAUGCCUACUCUUCCAGUAGGCAUAGGGUAUAUUUGGUAAAAUACAAGACGAAUAUUUAAAUAAAGAGAACGAUGAAGUUUCAAGCAA
This is a messenger RNA of Bombus terrestris (buff-tailed bumblebee), 449 nucleotides long. RefSeq lists its product as uncharacterized. NCBI's taxonomy places the organism in Eukaryota, Metazoa, Arthropoda, Insecta, Hymenoptera, Apidae. The coding region runs from base 6 to 401 and encodes 131 amino acids. The transcript is spliced from 3 exons. The record is from RefSeq and is a predicted model, not a curated record.